AUGGAGCCUGCCACAGAAUUCCCCCUGUUCGGGCAGUGCGUCAUGGAAAUCCCGACCGCCGAAGAACGCAAGGCCGCCGACAAAUAUCUCCUAUUGUUGGAAGCCUUCCAAACUUCACUCGAGACCCGGACACCAACUGAGUGGGACUUUGCCCCCGACUUUGCCGAGAUGGCUCAGCGAGAUCUCGCGGCCUGGGAGCAGCUAGGCGUCCAACGCUUGCCUCAGUUUGUUCAGCCAAGUGGCGAUAUCAAGUCCCCUCUCGCCCUACACCUUCUCAAUCCCACCUUUCAUGUCGCAGAUGCGCAAAGCAUCGUCACCGAUGACCCUACCAACGCGACGAUUAACGAUUCGGAGUCAAUCCUCAAGCGGUUUGUUAUCCAUGCCUACCAUCCGUCGUUCUUUUUUCGGUCUAGUCGGCUGAAGAAAUCCGGUCCGUCUUUUGAUGACGCUUACAGAAAGCCUCAGCAGCUCAUGAUAUCCAUGGCGGUCCAACUUGCUGGGCUGAGCCAGCGGAUCAACAUCAAGCCUCACCUUCUUGGCGAUCGCCAUCGUUCGAAAGCUGAUAUUCAACUGACCACGGACCAAGAUUUGGCAAAGAAAGAGAACCUCCUGGCAGCACUCAAUGCAUUCAAGGUAGCAUUCCCAGCGAAGUUCAAGCGAUGGGAGCUCAAGGCAUCUUGCAACCAGAGUGCAAAAAAUGCGCUCCUUGAUCUGGAACGCAGUCUCUCUGAACCACCAGUUCCCAUGCAGACACAUCGUACCGGGCCAUUAUCAGUCGAGGAACAGACACUCCGCAUCAAUGCAAGGGAGGAAAGCUUACACGCUCUCGCUGAGUCAUUUCAAUCUUUGAAAGAAGAUAUAUUAUCUCCUUUCGAUCCCGAAAUCAUCAUGGAAGACAGCCAACAUAGCGAUGACUAUGUAAGCUCUGAUGCCUUCGAUUUUGAUAGCAUACCAGCUGCACUCCGGACAUGGCUUGCGCUUCAAGACGGCCUCAAGAUUCAAGGUCAGCCAUUGAACAGCCGUGAGUCACUCGAGUUGGUAUUUUCCCUUCUUCACAGAAGCCCCGAUCCUCACAUCAAACAAAUUCCUGCUGGGUUUCUUGCUUCAUCGGUCGCAAUAUCUUACGUUCGAAAGAUGAUGCAGCCUCAAUCACAAAGCAAGAAAGAUAAAUUUAUUCCAGCGGAACCUGGGCAAGUGCAUGCGGACGUGAAAAGCCCUAUGAAACUCCAAGGUGGACAAUCCACUCACCCCCCUCGGUUCCUGAUACCUCGAAUUAGGUGUCAGUGCGAUGGUAAAGACCACUACUUUGAGCCUGUGGACAAGACGAUCAAGACCAUCUCGUAUCGUGAACUUGAGAAAAUAUGGAAUGGGUUUGCAAAGGUGGGCUGCAACUUAGCCGACUACCCGAAGAUAGCCGACUACAUCUUUGAGACCAAAUCGACAGUAAGCUACAAAGUACGUCACAAGCUCUUGAUCAAGGAGAAAAAGGCUCGUGCUGAACCUGGAAAAACGAUCUGA
Messenger RNA from Penicillium cosmopolitanum, 1518 nucleotides. RefSeq lists its product as uncharacterized. NCBI's taxonomy places the organism in Eukaryota, Fungi, Ascomycota, Eurotiomycetes, Eurotiales, Aspergillaceae. The record is from RefSeq and is a predicted model, not a curated record. The coding region runs from base 1 to 1518 and encodes 505 amino acids. The transcript has 5 exons.